GAGUGGCGGGGGGCGCUGCUGGCCCCGCUGCCCACGCCGGUGGCCGCCCAGGUCGCGGGGUUCCUGCCGGCGCGGGACACGGCGCGGCUGGGGCAGGUGGUCAGCGGGGGGUGCGCCGUCCUGGAGCACGCCGCCGCGUGGGAGCCGCUGGUGCUGGGCAGGCGGGAGAGCGGGGCCCUGCUGCGGCGCCUGCGCGUGCUGGACCCCCUGGUGACGCGGCGCGCGGACGGGUACCCGCCGCUCCUGCGGGCGAUGGGCAGGGUCUCCACGCUGAGGUGGGAGCUCAUGGACUCGGACCAGGCUCCAGCCAGGGAGGACGGUGACGACGCCGACGACGGCUCUGCGCUCGCAGCAGGCGCGCCCGCGAGCGCCGCGGGGGCCGUGCCGGAGAAGUCGGAGGACGAGGCGAGGAGGAGGUUGCGGACGGGCUUGGUGUUCGAUCCUUUGGACGAGCUGUGCCGUCGCCUUCGCCGAGGCUGGUUCUCUUCGGUGGUGCGCAUGGAGAUCUCGAACAUCGAAGACCACCGCAUGGAUUUCAACUUUCUGCAGCUUCGCUCCUCCGUGUUCGGCAGGUUCCCACACCUGCGGCUCAGCAUGUCGUCGGGCUGUUAUGACCUCCUCGCCUCCACCGAGCAGCUCGAGCCAACGGCCUCCGUGGUGGACGCGAGGACCGCUCUCCAGGAGAGUGCGGCGCGCCAUCCGCCCGGUGCGGCACUGCUCCUCGGUGCCGCCAGCGAGUUCAGCGACUUCGACGUGCAUUUCGUGAGAGAGCACCUGGGCGUGUUCAAGUCGGGGGACAGAGAACUUCCACUUUGUGCACGCCCCGUGGCGCUCGCUGAGCGGCGCACACGUGCGGAAGCAUUACGAGGCCCUCUGGCGCGUCUGCCCUGCAGCACGCUGCCUCCGCCCCCCGUGACUGCCCAGCGCCGCCCGGAAUUUGCUCAUAUCUUAUUUUGA
This is a messenger RNA of Prorocentrum cordatum, 957 nucleotides long. The record is from the annotation of a GenBank genome assembly. NCBI's taxonomy places the organism in Eukaryota, Dinophyceae, Prorocentrales, Prorocentraceae.